AUGUCGGGGCCGUUGGUCUCUAUACGGCUCAUUCCUGCCGAAGUAUUGGUCGAGAUAUUCUCGUGGUUGUCUGUAUUGGCACCUACCAACUUUGCCGCAGAGCACAUGCCGGGGUACAAGAAGCUGGAAUGGCUAGUCAUUACACAUGUCUGUAGCUUUUGGAGGAACCUUGCAAUCAAUAGUCCGAGCUUAUGGACACGUGUUGACACCACCAUGGGCCGUGAAUGGGUGCAGGCUUUCCUCACUCGAAGCAAGACAACAUCUAUCACCUUCAGCAAUUUCUGCCUACCUACUUCGGCCAAGGACACACGCAUCACCAUCGCGAACGAAAUUCUACCCGCCCAACUGGAGCGCAUGCAAGUUCUCAUGUUGCGACAGCCCCUUUCUGGCCCACCGCAUCCUGCUCUUCUACGCCCUGCACCACUUCUUGAGGUUCUGACACUCCUCGGCGACUUUUUAAGCCUAGCCGAGGGGGAGUGGGCCUUGUUCCAGGCCCCUCGACUGCGCCACGUGCAGGUCCUUUCGUGCUCGUCCUUUCCGUGGAAGUCAUUCCAUGUCCGCAACCUCUCCUCGCUGUGUCUAGCGCAAAAGUUCGAACGGCUUAUUGAUCAACACAGACCCGACCCUCAUGAACUCCUAGAAGCCUUACGAAGUACAGUUCAAUUGAAAAGACUCUGUCUUGAAGAGACGCUACCGCGUUUUGACGACGCUCACGUACAAGAUCUGGACCUUCCGAUGCUGCAAGUCCUCCGGAUACACGGACUUGUAUCCGAUGUCGUUGGGUUUCUUACGCACCUUCGCCCUUCUCACAUCGAAUUGGAUGUGUCGUGUCGUGGUUUGAAUCCCACUGACGAGUCGACCGACGCUCUGCUCCGUGUCCUCGCCACACAUCAGACUGCUUUUGACGACAAGCCUUUUCAGGCUGUCUGUCUAACGACGCGUCUCUCGAUCCGCUCACCUUGGGCAUACGUGCAUGCUGCACGGGAGAUUGUUGGCCAUGAGUGGCAACCACCGCUCCACUAUCCCCGAGAGUACUUCGUCGAAGACACCGACGCUGCACGCCGCCGUGGAUGGGAGCUGGAUCCCCGCUUUCGUGGAUAUUGCGACAGUCCUCUGACACAGUCAUUCUCAUUGACUCUCAACUUCACCCGACUAUCCGAUGGUGUCAAGGAUGUCGUUGACAAGGCUACCCACAGCCUACUUUUACAAACCGCUCAACUAUUGGUCUACGACCAGGUCGUGGACCCGGCGCGCGACAUCCUCCCGCCGGAGACACUCAACCGCCCAUUCACGUACUUCCCCAACGUCAGACAACUUCGCAUCGGGCACAACAUCUUCGCAUCGUUCAUCAGAGCGCUCAACGCGCAAGACAUGCCCAAGCUCGAGGAUAUCUACUUCCCGGACUUGACGCCGGCGUAUUGGCAGAACGUGAUGGGGAGCUUGGCGAAGAUCAACCAGUUUGUCUCGGAUCGCGACAAGAUGGGACGACGAGUACGCUCUCUGUAUCUCAAAGAUAAGGGUGCACAUGUGAAGGCAUGGGGGAAUGUUGGGAAAGGUGGCACCAGGAUCCCCCCUAGACUGGCUCACAUAGUGAAGGAACUGGCUUGA
Messenger RNA from Peniophora sp. CBMAI 1063, 1608 nucleotides. The record is from the annotation of a GenBank genome assembly. Lineage: Eukaryota; Fungi; Basidiomycota; Agaricomycetes; Russulales; Peniophoraceae.